Rosa rugosa (rugosa rose) is the source of this 1669-nucleotide messenger RNA. RefSeq names its product probable protein phosphatase 2C 27. The transcript is spliced from 4 exons. Gene Ontology annotation, molecular function: protein serine/threonine phosphatase activity; cation binding. Lineage: Eukaryota; Viridiplantae; Streptophyta; Magnoliopsida; Rosales; Rosaceae. Gene Ontology annotation, biological process: protein dephosphorylation. The record is from RefSeq and is a predicted model, not a curated record. Bases 166 to 1311 code for a protein of 381 amino acids.
CCCAUUUCCCACUCACAUAUUCCCAGAAUCUUCUUCUUCUCAUUUUUUCAUUUCUUGCCUCUCUGUUUCUACUAUUUGAUUCCUUCACCAACUUUGCUGAGAAUUUAAGCACUGAAAAAAUAGCACCGCCAUUAUAAAUCCUUCAUCAUCUCACAGCACAAAGGCAUGUGUUUGAAUGAUGCAGAAAUGGGAAACAUGGAGAACAAUAACAUCAAUACCAACAACAACAACAACAGCAAGCAGCAGUCUUUGCAUUGUGAAAACGAGAAGGAUAAUUUGGACAGGGAAUCUCCGGUGAUGAGCUCCGAUCAACAGAGCACCGUGUUGAAUUCGUUUCAGCUCGAAAGCAUAUCUGAGGAUUCAGUAGUUGUAGACCGAAAACAGAACAUGUUACACUUUGUCCCUGACCGAAGGUCAGGAGAGUGGUCUGAUAUCGGAGGUCGUCCCCAUAUGGAAGAUACUCAUAUAUGCAUCAGUGACUUGGCUAAGAAGUUUGGUUAUAAUGUACUCAAUGAUGAAGCUAUCUCCUUCUAUGGUGUAUUUGAUGGUCAUGGGGGAAAGGAUGCAGCGCAAUUUGUUCGUGACAACUUGCCAAGAGUCAUUGUUGAGGAUUCUGACUUCCCUGUAGAGCUUGAAAAGGUGAUAACAAGGUCAUUUGUUGAGACAGAUGCUGCAUUUGCAAAAACUUGCUCACUUCGGUCUUCCCUUGCUUCUGGCACAACUGCACUCACUGCAAUGAUAUUUGGGAGGUCUUUGCUUGUGGCGAAUGCUGGGGAUUGCAGGGCUAUAUUGUCGCGAAAUGGAGCAGCUAUAGAAAUGUCAAAAGAUCAUAGACCCUGCUGCACAAAAGAAAGGACGCGAAUUGAGUCUUUGGGUGGAUAUGUUGAUGAUGGUUAUCUGAAUGGUCAGUUAGGGGUCACCCGUGCAUUAGGUGAUUGGCAUCUUGAAGGAUUGAAGGAUGAGGGUGAAAGGGGAGGACCCUUGAGUGCUGAACCGGAACUUAAAUUGAUAACACUGACCAAAGAUGAUGAAUUUUUGAUCAUUGGUAGUGAUGGAAUAUGGGAUGUGUUCACCAACCAAAAUGCUGUAGACUUUGCUCGAAGGAAACUCCAAGAGCGCAAUGAUGUGAAGCUGUGUUGCAAGCAAAUAGUAGAGGAGGCAAUAAAACGAGGCGCAACCGACAAUUUGACACUUGUUAUGGUGAGUUUCCACUUGGAGCCACCUCCACAUCUGGUGGUAGAAAGGUCCAGAGUCAGACGUAGUAUUUCUGCUGAGGGACUACAAAAUCUUCAGUUCUUCUUAGAUCAAUAGAUGAACUAGUGUGUUUCAUUUGUUGAUGUUUCUGGUGGUGGGCAAAGGUUAGAAUUGAUCAAUAAGAAGUUCAGCUCCUGUAUAUAUAUCCAGAAUGGGACUGUGGCCUUGCUUCCUCUAUUUCUGGUGCUUCAGUUGGUUCUACAGAAGAUGAGAAGGAUACAGAAGACAUUCGUAUUACCAAGUUUUGAGAUAACAAUUUGUACACUAUUAGAAUAUAAUGGAGAUAAACUUUGAGGGAAGGAAUUGUUUUACAUAUCAGAGGUGGCUAAGGCAGUUCUGAGUUGCUUAUAAAUUGUUCUGUAACUGUACUUUUAGCUUUUGAAUUAUGUAUAUACUUUUUUUCUCUUUCCAAACA